AGUCGACCGAGCUGUCACGAGGGAGCAGGGCUCCUUAGCGGCGCCCUCCUCUUGCACUCCACAAUUAAGCUGGUUUUCUCCUUUCGUUCUCUUGCUGACAUUUGGAGAGGCCUGGGACAGGCAGAGAAAUCGUCAAAGCCAAAGAUGGGUUAACUUGGCGGUCCCUCCUUCUGUUUGUUCAGAGCCAGUUAGACUCCGAGAACUCAGACUUACUUAGCCUCUGGAGUAAACUCCAGUGAGUUGUGGGGAAAGGUACAAACUCAUCCUAAAUGUCAGCUCGGCAUCCCUGGGGGUGAGUGACAGCAAGUAAUUAGAAGCAAUUAGUCGUGUCCCUGCCGGGAAACCGGGCAAUUACCUUUCUCUCUGACUUCCCCUUCCGUUCUUCCUGCUCGGAUGGAAGCGGUAGAAGCGUCCUGCUCCCUCAGCGGCAGAACGCGGAGCUGGCGCGGGGACCAAGGAUGAGCUGAGCCGGCUUGGGUCUCCUCCUCCCGCCGGCGCAGCGGUGCAUUGUGGAGGCAGCGCGCGCCCAGCGCUGAACUACAGCCCGGGACCGCGCGCGGGGAGCUGUCCGAGGUGCUGACCGUCCCGCCCGCAGCCCGCGCGCCCGCCUGCUCCGGUCCGCGCGCGAUCCCCGGCUCCCGCCCUCUGGCUCGCCCACCUCGCUGAACCCCAGGAGCGUAGCGGCUGAAGGAAGUCAUGGUAUUCGCUCCAGGUGAGAAGCCUGGGAACGAGCUGGAGGAGGUGAAGCUACAGAAUGCCAGCAAGCAGAUUGUACAGAAUGCCAUCCUGCAAGCUGUGCAGCAAGUCUCCCAGGAGAGCCUGCGGAGGGACAGACCCAGUGACAGCCGGGCCCGGGGCCAGCUGGGAGGGCGAGAGCUGACCAAGAAGCACGAAAAGAAGUAAUGGGUGCUGGGUCUGGCUCUUGUCACAUGCUUGGUUUCUGCCUUUCCCGUUAGCAUAGGACGUGUCACCAAAAUGCUGCCAAUAAGCAGACCAAAGUGUCACGGAUGCCUACCAGUAGGAUGAGUUCACACCGGUCUUUGCGACAAGCUAUGGUUUGCAAACCUGCGUUAGAGACUCUUCAUAUCUACGGGAGACCCUGGAAGCAGCUGAGCCAGAUAUGGCACCCACACUGUAAAAGUCAUUUUGUAACACAACCUAUUUUUCAAGUUCUUUAAAAAAAAAAAAAAAAGAAUUCUACAUCUUGUUUAUUUAUGCAUUCUCUAUUAAUUCUACCAGCAGUCUUUAUUGCCCUUCUGAGUCACUGAGUGCAGUUCUGUGUUCUUCAUAAAUAUUAAAGGGUGAACUAGAAAGAUGAAGGGGUCGAGUUUUAGCCCUGUUCAAAUGCAGACUUGGUGGCUUUUAUGAGGAGAGUUGAGGUUCAAGGUCAAACUGAGCAGAGCAGAUUCCAAGACCCAGCCCUGUACUAGAGCUUAUGUUUAUGUUAUUCCAAGAAAGGGAUGUGUUUAUGCCUUGUGAGAACUCAGUCUUUUUAUCUCCAUGCUCUGAGUCGUUCACAGUUGGUGUUUACCUUCUGUGCAGAGAUCCGGUGGGGACAGCACGGAUAUCUUUUCUUAACUCAAGAUUAAAAGAGAUGACUGAGUCUGCAUACAUGAGUUUCGGAUGACUCAGUUCUUUGGCAGUCUAAAGGGAACAGCGCAUACUCUGAGCCUCUAAGCUGUUCCCCAUCCUGGAAUUACCUACCCUCAAGCCUGGAGAGGGCAACCUCCUUGGCUGGGAGUCCGGGUCCUGUCACCGCCACGCUGUCACCCAGCUCUGCAUCUUCUUCACGAGUCCCUUACUGAUAGACUUUCCUUCUCCUGUGGAAAAAAUCAGCAUGACUUUAUUUUUUUUUUAACAUUAUGAAAAUCAUAAGGUCAGGAAUAAGUACUGUAUAUAGAUGUGUGAAACUGUUUUGUUUUUACUUCUCUGAGGCAUGUGAACAGAAUGAGAAGGGGCAGUAGGCUGAGGGCAUUUGGAGAGAGGUGUGUUUAUGUGUGCCAACACAGCCAUUUCCAUCUAACUAAUAACCUCCUGCUGCUCCUGCGUGGACAACAGAUGUCUCUCUUGAGUCUUUUAGAGCCCUGCUUGCUGUGCUUCAUGAAAACCACUGAGUUGGUGCUACUGGGGACAGAGGAAGAAUUCAACCUUGCUUAAAACCUUUCAGGCUACAGAGUACCAGUGUCUACAGCGACAUGCUUUCUAAAAGCAAAGUGUUGUUAGUGUUUAAACACCACCAAAAUUCCACUAUUCCAUGCUGUGUGUAGCCAGGAAUAUUACAGAUAACAAUAAAUGGGAAAACCAUUCAUUUUUUAUCAUAUUAGAUAAUAUUUGGUGAUGCAUAGAUGGAACAAAUUAAUUCAGGGAGAAAAUUCAUGAGGGACCAAAGAGAGUGUUUAAAUUUAGAUAUUGUUUAUUCAUUAAUUUUUUUUUAAAAGCAGAACUCAUGGUAACUAAACAAUGAACUCAAGUCAACCUAAAAAUCAUAUGGCUGAAUUUAUGGCAGUUUUGUAGCACAGGCAAUGAGAAUAAGUGUAUUUGGGGAAAUCACUCAGAUAUGCCCACAAAUAAGAAACAAACCCAGUUCUUGUAGUUUGCAGGUGACCUGCCACUGUGUCUCUGCUAAGACAUCUAACUAUAACCAACCCUGUUUUUCUGUCAAAUGGCAGAAAAGUAAAUGUUUUACCUUUCUUCUCCAGUGUGUCUGUACUACUAAACUAGGGAUCUGGGAAGUAUUAUUGAUUUCUGUAUCUAAAUGCUAUUUAUGAAUAAAUUGUAUCUCAUUUUGAAAUAUGUAUCCAUGUUAA
Onychomys torridus (southern grasshopper mouse) is the source of this 2807-nucleotide messenger RNA. RefSeq names its product A-kinase anchor inhibitor 1 (gene Akain1). The transcript is spliced from 2 exons. Lineage: Eukaryota; Metazoa; Chordata; Mammalia; Rodentia; Cricetidae. The coding region runs from base 697 to 903 and encodes 68 amino acids. The record is from RefSeq and is a predicted model, not a curated record.